Molecule: messenger RNA, 4532 nt
Organism: Botrytis cinerea B05.10
Lineage: Eukaryota; Fungi; Ascomycota; Leotiomycetes; Helotiales; Sclerotiniaceae
Exons: 2
Coding region: 597-3947 (1116 amino acids)
Source: RefSeq, a predicted model, not a curated record
CGCAUUUGAACAAAAUCCAUGCAUAAGUUGGAUGGCGCAUAAUUCAUACAUUCACUUAAUCCUAAAGGAGCAAUUUUCACAUUCAUUCCUGUUUCUGUCCUGAUUGUCCCCCGUGUCCUGCCUUCCAAUUGGCAGCGGCAGCAUCUAACCUCCUCACGUAUCCUUGAUUUCUUUCAAAGCUACCCCGUUUCUAUUUACAUGGUAUGAGCUACGAAACCUUGUCAAGGCUGCUAUCCAACAUUAAUCCUUGAUCAAGCCCCUGUACUACUCUCCAAUGAACAUCGCGCCUUCUCUUCCCUUCGUAUCGAGAGUUGAUAUAUACAAGAGGCAUAUCAGCAUUCAUGUCGAAACUCUCGGCCUCCUCUCCUUCCUCCUCCACCUUCUCGACCUCCUCCACCUCCUCCUGGUAUACCGACAUUAAACCUCGUUCUCCAAUCUGCCCUAUAUUACAUACUUUCCAUAAGAUCUUCAUUAAUUCAAGAUUUUGGUAAAGUAUAAUCGGAGCGAAAUGGAAGCAAUAUAAUAUACAUCGCCAGAUGUAUAAUAAUUAAGCUUCAGCCUUCUCGUCUUUCGAUUAUCAUUCUUCCGCAUCAAAUAUGGGGAACAGCCAAUCGGCACAGGGCCCAAGACGAGGCAAGAAGUUAUCGAAACCAAAAACCAAGCCCACCGGGCCACCGCUAUCGACCUCCAACAGCCCAAAUCCGAGUCGUCGAAACUCCGUUACUGGAAAGGGGAUUGUAACUGCAGCAGCUUCGGUUCUUCCCCAUGGCACACUGGUUAGUGUUCUUGAGACUGAGUCUCUUGAACAUGUACCAGAGCCAACACCCACGAAGAAGAAGAGAAUGAGUAUAUUCAGGUCAAGGAACUCAAAGAAGGAUAUGGGGAAGUCUCAAUUGGAUGCCAGUGUUGACGUUGUGCCGAGUGUUUCUCCACCAGUAAAUACGGGCAGAUUUACAAGAAGUAAUUCUGUGAAUUCUGAUGCUGUUGAGGCGACAGAGGAAAAGUCAUGGAGUGCUCAAAGUCCUAGACCAACAUUCCACCGUUCACGAAAAUCGCUUCCACAUGUACCGUUUUCAUCAAAUAAUAAUAAUAAUCGCCUUUCCCUCGUAUCAGAAGGCCUCCCUCCGAGACCAGAUUCAAUAAAUAUCGCAACACAUUUGGCUGGACAACAUGUUGGAGAGAUGGAUUGGCAGUUGUCGGACCCAUUCUGCCAGAGAACUCAAUCAGACCCUGCAAUAUAUGCACCUAUUCGUCGAAAAUCUCUUCUUCAACACGGUGUAGCGACAAGACAUAGCGUCAUAUCAAAUCCUCAAUCUUUUCAAAAUCAAAUACCAGUUUCGUACCACAAUGUUGGAAAAUGGUCUGUGGCACCUUUGACAUUAAGAACAAAUGUGGAUAACGAAAAUCACGGUGCACGUACUUCUACUCCUAAUGAUCUUGGCCACAUUGGUUCAUUUCAGCUUGGUUCGCUGAGAAUUACAAAUGGUUCGGCAAGUCCUACGCCUAGUGCCGACGAAAGAAGAGCUAGUCUCCCAUCUAACGAUCAACAUAUUGCUGCUUUGCAAGCAAGCUCCAGAAUUCAAGGUAUUGCCAAUCGAAGCUAUACCAUUUCUGUGCCCGCAGAAGCCAUGAAACGUCCUUGGGCACCAACAUCUCUCUCACAAUCUCCCAUUGAAAAUGAUUCUCACGAUCCUCUUACUAUUAAAAUCCCGAGUACUACAUCUCCACUUAAUUCGCCGUUAUCUCCUACUAACACUCAUUCUUUGACUCUUCCUCCUCAAUUAAGUCCAUUUUCUUUUGUUGCAAGUCCCGUCGGGUCCCCAUUAGAAGCUACGAGCAAGAACACUGCUGUAGAUGAUGAACUAUUCGAGGCUGAAAUGACUACACCUACGCUCGAUUCUUCUUACAGUAAUGAUAAUCGUUCAUUUGACUCUGGCUACGGCCCAUCACCUGCUACACCAGAACAGCAAACUUUAGGCCGGAUCCACAGUCAACAAGACGUUAUCUCAAAACAGCUGGCAACAACUGACAGUGGAUACAACUCAUCUACAUCCAGAAGGAAUUCAACAGCGCGAGUCUCACCGACGAGAAUAUCCCUCAAGACAACAGAAGCGCCACCUCUUGCCAACCAUGCGAUUCCGAUGGUUAGCAUAGAAUCUCAAAAGAUGAGCAGAUUGAGCAAUGUCUCCCUGCCAAGUUCGAGUUAUCAAUCUCAAGUCCAACAGUCAAAGCCCAUGUGUUAUAGACAGAGCAUGCCAGCGGUUCCACGCCAGCCUCAAAAUUUCAGUGCUGGUGACACUUCAAGCUCACAGUGGGGAGUACAGAGACAACGCCCACAAUCUUUCUACCCUGGCGCUCCAAGAUUCACAGCGCAAUCUCGAUCACGGAGUGAGAUGCAUCUACCUUCUGCGUCCUCAUUUCAAAAUAUCGACAGUGUGGAUGAAAUCAUGGAAUACAAAGCAAUGCGAAGGAUUAGUUCGAAAGAGACCAUAACUACCAUAACGUCUCUGGAGCCUGGGGAAGUAGAGUCCACAUAUAAUAGGCUACACAAUGCAAUCCCUCCUAUUCCUUCAUCCAUCCCAGAAGAGGACUACCAUACUGGUUGGAAACCACCAAACGCACGAAGACAUUCGUAUGCUCCAUCAACUCCGUCUACACCCAAGAAUCGAUAUGCACUACAACCGUAUCACGCCCCGACUUCUCUGAAUGCAUAUCCACAGGAGGACCAAACAGAUUUUGAGAACCAUCUCACAUCUUUUGACAAUAUCAAAAAUAGCUUGGGAGGAUCUCCCUAUGAUUUGGCACUUACGGCAAUGGAAAAGACGCCUCCACGAGCUACACCAAGGGGUGCACCUGCUCCUAAGAUGAAGAGUGCGGCUGCGCAACUUCAAUCUACGCACACCAAUUUGAUUCGAUCUCAAUCCGAGGAACCUCCCCUAUCAAGGCCGGAUAUCAAUGGCCGCCAGGACCAGGACUCUUACAAUAAGCUUGUGGGCGGUAACCCGUUUGACCUCAGUAGUACUGGACCAAGCUCAAGAGCUACUUCAUCAAGCUCCACAUUCACUCUUCGGGAUUUACCAUCGCAGAGACGCACGGCCGAGGAGGAUGUGAAGAGGUUAUCUAUAGCAAGAACCAAUAGGGUUAAUAGUCCCCCACCUGUCUCUUUCCAGAAUCAGCGAAAAUCUGUUUCCGUUCCAGUUCCUGCUUCAGGGCAAUUGGCUUUGCCAAAAUUGAGAUCUACACCAGUGGCACAAUCUCCUCUUUCACAGCCAUUAUCACCGGAAACAAUGACUUCCUCAUAUCAAAAAUCAGUCACUCCACCUCCAAGAUCUUUGACCUCUCCCCCCAUCCGAGAGGUACCAAGUCAGGGAUCCAUGGUGUCGGGACAAGAAGUUUGGUUUGAUUCAAAAGAGCAAGUCAUACCUGCUCAACUUCAAAUUGGUCAUGCUGAAAGGCCGUCCAAGAUAAGAUCUCAAAGCGCUAGACCAGCUACACAAUACCAUCGACCUAUCCCUCUUCAUCACUUUAGCUUCGAUGUUCAGGAAAAGUCUGGGAAUAAUUCAAGAGCUGCGAGUCUUUAUAGUGAAAAGGAGUGGGAGAUUCAUGCCGGGGCUUAUGAUCACACCUAUGGCUCUUCUACUAAUCUUCACGAUCUAUCCGGUGAAUUUCUAGCCAGCGAAUAUGAUAAUUCGUCUUUUGAAGAGCCUCAGCUAAUUCCAGAGAUGGGGCGUUCAACGCAGGAUAUGUUAGUACUGGACCGAUAUGCGGGAGGUCUAGGAUAUGGAUUUGAGCCCGGCUACGGUCUAGGCGGGAGUGCGGGAACGAGAAACAGCGGGAUGAUGAAUAAUGGAGGAAGAAAGGGAGUCGACGUGUCCAAGCAGUGGGGGCUGGAUUUUAGUGACGUGCCUGUUGUCAUGCAGAGAGUGCCAGUUGGAGCUGGUAUCUAAACGAGCAACAUACUUUCCGCCUGAUUGGCAUUAGCGGGGAGCAAAUAACACCUCAUACGACACAGCGACACAUAUUUUUAAGUUACCAAGUUUUAACAUUAGAUUGGACCUGGGACGGCAACGAAACAUAAACACGGAACGGCGUUAACUUGGCAUUUAUUACAUUUUCUACGAUUUCUUUUUCUUUUGUAAGAAAAUCCGUUUGGAUCUGGGGCUUCGGGGGGCUUUGGCGGGUUUGGGGGAAACAAUACAUUUGGAUGACGGAUGGAUACCCAGGUUUUUCUUUCUCAUUGCUUUUUUUUUUUUUUUUUUUUUUUUUUUUGGAGGAGGCUACCUUUUCCCAGCACAGUGAGCGUGGAAUCGGUUUGCUUUAUGUCGCAUUGCAUUGCAUUAUUCGGGAAUAGAAGGUGCGCAUGUACCAGGACAUGAUUGAUGGAGGAAAAGGGCCUCGGAAAAGAAGUGAAAAGAAAGAUUGUACAUAUUUGAUCGACAAGGAGUGUAGAUACUUGUAAAUAUUACUGGUCGAGAGACCGGGUUACUAUCAUUGAUAGUAGGUAACGCAAAUAGAUUUGGCGGUGACUUUUA